AUGGAGCCGCUCCCCGAGCCGGCCCUACCUCUCCGCAAUGAGAGGACGUAUGGCGGAAAUGCCGCCUUCCACAACUUCCACAAUGACUACACACAUAUCCGCGAUCCUAACCUGCGGCGGCGGCUUGCUCUUUCAGAGGUGGACAAGAUCCCAUUUGGAUGGUACCAUGUCCGCGCAGUGAUUGUAGCCGGCAUAGGAUUCUUUACUGAUUCGUACGAUAUCUUUGCAAUCAACCUUAUAACAUCAAUGCUGGGGAUGGUAUUCUGGCAGGGUUCAUCCAUCCCGGGUGAGAGUCCAGCCGGCAAUGAUGGGAUCUUACCAACUAAUGUCAACACGGCCAUCAAAGCGGCGACGUCCGGGGGAGCGGUGGUAGGACAGCUUUUGUUUGGCUGGUUGGCGGACAAGCUGGGGAGGAGGAAGAUGUACGGGAUAGAGUUGGGCAUCAUAGUGUUUUCAACAUUGGCUCAGUCAUUAUCAGGGCCAAGCUGGGCCGUUACGAUGACGGGCUUGUUGAUAUUCUGGCGGGUGAUGAUGGGGAUAGGCAUUGGCGGAGAUUAUCCAUUGUCCGCAGUCAUUACAUCAGAAUUUGCCCCAACACGCUGGCGUGGGGCAAUGAUGGCCGCCGUCUUUUCGAUGCAAGGUGCGGGACAAUUCGCCGCCGCCCUCGUCGCCCUGAUAACCACCGUCUGCUUCAAAAGCUCCCUUACAAGCACCACAGAUGAGUUCUCCAGCUGCCACGAAGCCUGCCAGUUAGCCGGCGAUCGUGCCUGGCGCAUCAUCGUCGCAUUUGGCGCCGUUCCGGCCUGCUUCGCACUCUACUACCGCAUCACGAUCCCGGAAACGCCGAGGUACACCUUCGAUAUCGCGCACGAUAUCGAAAAGGCGGACGCGGAUAUCAAGGCGUAUGUUAGUAACCUGCCGGAAGGCAUCGUGGACCCCGUGUCCCAGCAGAAGACAAAGCAGAGGCUUGGGGAGAAACUUGCGGAACCGCAGGCUUCGUGGCGGGAUGCCGCAUCGUACUUUUCCAAAUGGAAGAACUUCAAGGUCAUUUUUGGGACGGCCUCCAGCUGGUUCUUCCUAGAUCUAGCUUUCUACGGGCUCGGAUUAAACAAUAGUACGGUCCUCAGUGCCAUCGGUUUCGCGGGCGGAGCCACAAUCUACGAAGUCUUACUGCACAACGCAAUCGGGAACCUCAUACUGGUCUGCGCCGGCAGCAUCCCUGGCUACUGGAUUUCUGUGGCCUUAGUCGACACUAUCGGCCGCAAACCGAUCCAGAUCGGCGGCUUCUUUAUCCUUACCGUCCUCUUCUGUAUCAUCGGCUUUGCCUACAAUUCUCUCUCCUCUGGCGGACUCCUCGCGCUCUACAUCCUCGCGCAACUCUUCUUUAACUUCGGCCCUAACACCACAACAUUCAUCACCCCAGGCGAGUGCUUCCCGACGCGCUACCGCAGCACCGGCCAUGGCAUCUCCGCCGCCAGUGGAAAAAUCGGCGCCAUCGUUGCGCAAGUCAUCGCCCAGCCCCUACUCGCCAAAGGAGCGCGUCGAGAUUGCACCGGUGACUCCUGCUCUCCCUGGCUCAAUCACCUAAUGCAGAUCCUCGCCCUCUUCAUGCUCUGCGGCACUCUCGUCUCCUUCCUCAUUCCCGAGACUAAAGGCCGCACCCUCGAAGAGCUCGCCGGCGAGAAGCCUCAAAGUCCCGACGGCUCCCUCUCCCCGCGCAAGCACGGCUGGCGCGCAACACUUAACCCUCUCCGUAGCAGCCACCCCGCUGGCUUCGCCCAUUCCUACUCCACCCCGACACUCAUGGCGCGCUCACCGGGCCUCUGGGGCAAGCGCGAGCGCAUCGGCAUCAUGACAAGUCCGGACCUGUUGCCAAAGCCGCGUGGGGGAGAAAAGGACCACACGCGUGCGCUCAGCGGCGAGGGCACCGCCACCACGUACAGCGUGUCGGUUAGCAGUGCGGGCCGGCUGAGCAGCGUGGGGAAGCCCGGGCCGGUAGAUGCGGACGACGAUCUGUACAUCAACGGGGUGGGCAGCGGGAAGCUGCCCGGAUGGGGCGCGGGGUGGGGGGUGCAGAGGAAUCCUGUGAGGGAGGAUGGGAACGGAAAUGGGAGAGUGGAGAGUAUACAGUUGUUUGAUGUGGGGCGGUUGCUGAAAUGA
Messenger RNA from Amorphotheca resinae ATCC 22711, 2160 nucleotides. RefSeq lists its product as hypothetical. Gene Ontology annotation, molecular function: phosphate transmembrane transporter activity. The record is from RefSeq and is a predicted model, not a curated record. Gene Ontology annotation, biological process: phosphate ion transport; transmembrane transport. The coding region runs from base 1 to 2160 and encodes 719 amino acids. The transcript is spliced from 4 exons. Gene Ontology annotation, cellular component: membrane. NCBI's taxonomy places the organism in Eukaryota, Fungi, Ascomycota, Leotiomycetes, Helotiales, Amorphothecaceae.